Molecule: messenger RNA, 576 nt
Organism: Protopolystoma xenopodis
Lineage: Eukaryota; Metazoa; Platyhelminthes; Monogenea; Polystomatidea; Polystomatidae
Source: the annotation of a GenBank genome assembly
AUGGUGCCAAGUUCAGAGUCCCCUUCUGGCCGGGAUGGCCGACUCGUGAACAACUUCUCUUUCGGUACCGUUGAACAACAGCCCUCGUCUGGUCUAGUCUCGGCCUCAAAACUGCAUCCGCCCACCGCCUCCCCAUCCUCAGACGGUGUUUCGAUCUCGCCUCAAUUUCCUUCUCCUCCGUCACGAGGCGGCGGUGUUCUUUCCGUUCGUCGACGGCCGGCCUCAGCUCGACGACCCUUCUCAGUUGUGGUGCAGGUGGAGGUUCUGGCAUCGCCGAGCGCUGACGUUGAACGGCCUCGACUUGAUCCGACUUCAAGCACAUGUCCUGAUCUCGAACAAUCGACCAGCCCUCCUCCGAGGCUCAUCAAUCCGGAACAGCCGCCAUUUGAUGCUCUGCCGUUGGUAUCGCUUUCUCCCGACGAAGCAGCAUACAGCACGUUUCAAAGUGUUCUGAAAGGCAAUGGAUAUCUGACAGAAAGUAAAACCGCCGCCAAAGACAGUAUGAACACGUUUCCUGAGCCGUCGGCAAGUCUAUCCGCCUACCCAACUAGCAGCGACUCUUGCAGUGUCCAGUAA